This is a messenger RNA of Pristis pectinata (smalltooth sawfish), 5930 nucleotides long. RefSeq names its product FKBP prolyl isomerase family member 15a (gene fkbp15a). Gene Ontology annotation, molecular function: peptidyl-prolyl cis-trans isomerase activity. Gene Ontology annotation, cellular component: growth cone. The record is from RefSeq and is a predicted model, not a curated record. The transcript has 29 exons. Bases 55 to 3906 code for a protein of 1283 amino acids. Lineage: Eukaryota; Metazoa; Chordata; Chondrichthyes; Rhinopristiformes; Pristidae.
GUCAGCUGAUGCCGCCGGCGGCGUGUUCGGGCUGGCGAGGCGGUGCCGGUCGUCAUGUCGCUGUUCGGGGCCGACGAUGACGACGCGGAUUUCCUGUCACCGAGUAGCGGGUCCAAAUUGGCCUCUCUCUUUGGGAUGGAUCAGGCUGCCACGGGUCAAGGAAAUGAGUCCUUCCAGUACACAGCCCCCAAGCAACCCAAGAAAGGGGCACAGGCUCCAGGAGUGAGUUCACAGAAACCACCACCUACUGGUGUCCCUCCGGCUGUGGUGUUUGCGUCUGCUGUGCAUGCGUACCAAUACCUGAACGGUCAGUAUGUGAAACAAGGCAAGCUGGGGGCGGCAAUUCUUGGAAACCAUGCUUCAGGAGAGUACAAGAUUCUACUGUAUGCUAGUCAACAGAAGAAGAUUGCAGCUGCUCGCAUCACUUCAACGUUCACUUUUACUGUUCAAGCCAAUAAUUACUGUAUGUUUUAUGAUGAUCAGAGGCAGAACUGGUCAAUCAUGUUUGAAUCUGAGAAGGCUGUGGUGGAAUUCAGCAAACAGGUGUGCAUAGCAAAAUGCAACUGCACCUCAUCGUUGGAAUCUGUGCUAAUCCAGGAUCUGAUCCCAGGUGAUGGACAGGCAGUUGAAACAGGUGACUCUCUGGAAGUGUCGUACACAGGUUGGCUUUACCAGAACAACACAUUUGGACAGGUGUUUGACACAAAUGUCAACAAAGACAAAUUGCUGCGAUUGAAACUAGGAUCGGGGAAAGUGAUCAAGGGCUGGGAAAUUGGGAUGUUGGGAAUGAAGAAAAGUGCAAAGAGGCUGUUGAUUAUACCUCCAAAUCAGGCAUAUGGAUCACAAGGAAUGCCAAACAGGGUUCCACCUGAUUCCACACUUAUCUUUGAGGUGGAGGUUAAAAGGGUAAAAUUUGCAAAGGAAUCGGGAUUCGACAGGCAGAGUAUCGGCUCCCGUGAUUCAGUUGCAUCUUCGCCAGCUCCCAGUGUUGAAAGCUUGCCAAUGGAAACUUCAAUCCCAGCACCAAUGUCUAUACCUCCGAAACCUGGGGAGCAUAAUGUACGAGCAAAGUCUAACUCAUUAAGCGACAUGCUUUCAAAUCCUGAUACAACUAAAGCCAAACUAAUUUCCCGAAUGGCGAAAAUGGGACAACCAAUGCCAUUUCUUGCGGGGGCUCUUUCUGCACAGCCUGACUCCAGUGACUCUGAACUUGAGGAUCAUUCUUCAAAGGGAGCUCCACUUGCUGUCGCACCAUCAAUUCAGCAUACUGCAGCUCCUGUUCACAGUCUACCUCCACAGCAUCCACCACCAGCAGUGCCAGUUUCUAUGCUUCCGACGUCUUCUGCAGCACUAAUGCCAGUUGCUUUGCCUGCACAGCAAGGACUGUCUGGCAGCGGUCAAUCCUUCCAGCCAUACACAGGAAUGUCCUACGGUUACACACAAGGCCAUGGAGCUCAGACACAGAUUCAGACAAUUGGACCAAUGUACCCAGCUCAAGCACCACAGUAUCAAGCUGGUGGAGACGUCACUUCUUUUAUGAUGACUGAGGCACGGCAGCAUAACACUGAGAUUCGAUUGGCCAUCAGCAAGGCAUCAGAUAAAAUUGACCAGCUUGCUCUUAAGAUGGAAGACUUGCAGAAACACGUGACUGGUCCUUCAAUCCCAGGCAUUUCAUCGUUAACCAUGGAAACAAGCAUGAUAAUGCAUAAUAUCCAGAGGAUUAUACAAGAAAAUGAGAGAUUGAAGCAAGAAGUGUUUGAUAAAAGCAGUCGGAUUGAAGAACAGAAUGGAAAGAUCAGUGAUCUGAUCCAGAGAAACCAAAGAUACGUGGAGCAGAGUAAUUUGCUGAUGGAACAGAGGAAUGACUCUCUGAUAUCCUCAACGGAGAAUAACCAAGCCCGCAUCCUGCUUGCAGAGCAGGAGAAGGUGAAGGUGACUGAGGAACUAGCAGUGGCCACUAGCCAGGUUGCCAAACUACAGCUGGAGCUCACAGCCCACCAGAAAAAGGAGAUGGAGCUGCGCAGUCAGCUUGCCUCAGCACAGCAGAAGGCAGAGGGGCAAGGGCUGCGGCUCAACAGUGUGGAGGUCCAGUUAACAGAGCUGCAGGAGGCAUCGGAGCGUGCUCAGACCAAGUGCAAAGCUGAGAAGCAAAGCCGUAAGCAGUUGGAAGUGAAGGUUGCCAGCAUGGAGGAGGAGCUUGUGGACCUUCGAGCUGAGAAGGAUAAUCUGGAAAAGAGUUUAGCAGAGAGGAAGAGGAAAGCGAUAACAGAGCGGCAGCGAGCAGAGCAAGAGAUGGAUGAAAUCCGGAAAUCGUACGAGGAGGAGCUGGAAAAUGUACGGUCAUUGCUGAGGAAAACCCGGUCAUCGACUGAUCAGGCUGCGGCAGAGCAGAUUUCAGUGAUGCAAGCAGAGCUGGAAUCACAGUGGCAAGCCAAGUGUGACCGGAUGCUUGCAUCAGCCAAGGAACAGCACAACCAGCAGUAUCGAGAAGUCUGUGAACAGCGGGAAUCCCAGCAACUUAAGAUUUCACAGCUGGAGGCGAAGUUGGCGACGUUGAAGGAGUCUCGUGUCACGGAGGAAGCGAAGCUCUUGUCUCUCCAGGAACAAGCAGAUGAGCUACAGGCCCUGAAGGAGCGGUAUUCAUCCUUGGAGCAAAGAGCUGUUGCAAUGAAGGAACACUAUGAAGGGCGCAUUCAGGAACUUCAACAGCAAGCCCCUGUGGCCAGUGAAGCACUUCGUCCAGACAACACCGCUGAGGAGGUGAAGAAAAUCAUGAAUGGCGUGUUUCAGUCGGUGCGCAGAGAGUUUGACCUUGAUGAAAUGUACAGUGGAAGAUCAGUUCUUGGCAUCAUCAUGAACACCAUCAAGGCAGUGACCCUCCAAUUCUUGUGCCAAGACCAACCCCAUACAAGAAGUGACGAUGAGGACGAAGAAUCUGAGGGUGAGACUGAAGAGAAGGCAGCUUCUCCGGUCAACAGUCAGAACGUUAAGGUAGAUACCAACACUGCUGAAGGAGUGAGUGGAGCCGUGCAUGAAGAGGGUCCCACAGCACCAGAAGUGGAUCAGUUAAGUGAGGUGACUUCAUCCAGCUACCCACCUGGGGCCAUUGAGCAUGAAGAAAAUCAGGCUGAAGCCCAGGAUUCAAAAGCACCAGAAUUGGACCAGCCAGAGACGCCUUUGACUCAUGCUCGAAACAUUCCUGCUCUUUCACUGAAUCCCCCUGCAGGAGAUGACCUGGGGAACAACCCAGGACACAUGGAGGAAUGGACGGGUGAAAAAGAUGAGAAGGAAGUGUUAGCACCUCCACCUGACCCAGCAGAUCUCCCUGGCAGUGAAAGAUCUCUUCAAGAUGCGGAGGUCCAAGAGGAUGAAGGGACACCAGAGAAGAAACGUGACCAUGUGAGUAAAGUGCAGCACAGCGAAUUGGACAGGGAUUCACUUCCAAACAGGUCAACAGCCGGUGAAAGACAGGAAGAUCAACCUCAGGCACACAGCAACAGCAUCUCUGAAGUUCAGGAAGUUGCUGAGCCUUCAGAAACCCUCCAAGCACUUAAUGGGAACAAAGGGAGCCCUGAAAUCCCAGAAGGUUCGGCACUUCAAUCAAGCCAGGCUUCUUCGGAGCAUGAUAUGUUGCAUGUGGCAGAACAUGGUUCCAAUACUGUGAAACCAGUUCCAGAACCUAAAUCUGUCUCCUCAACAAACUCUUCCAGCCUUUUCAAUGAUGAUGACGACAACGAGGGCUUGUUCAAAUCAGCGACUCCAAAACUGGGAAAGACUGUGAAGCACCUGGUCGGGAAGGAGGACGAGGAGGAGGAUGAGGAGGAAGUGAGUAUGAAGGGUCGCCCACCACCAGCACCACUGUUUGGAGAUGAUGAUGAUGAUGAUGACUUUGACUGGCUGGGAUGAGAGUGCUUCUGUUGAUGCGGUAUAGUUACCAAGGAGAAAGAGGUGCUUUGCAAGGAAGACGAAGUGAAUCAAACACCUUUCUGGGAAACCCUGCUUCUACAGUGUUUAACUUGAUGGAACUUAACAUUCCAAGAGUCUCUGCAUUUCUGUAACCUGCUGGUCACAGCCUCCUGGCGUGAAGCUGUGUCCCCAGUCAACACUGAAUGAAACUGUGGAUGAAAGUGCACUAACUCUGAUUAGCACUGGUAGUGUUCCUGAACAGUAUAUGACUUUAAUUUUCUUUUUAAUCCCUGCCAAAUCUCAGUAGAUUUUUACUGCUGUGACAGUAUUGUUCUUGGUUGUGGGGCAGCCUGAAUCCACAGCAGGCAUUCAUGACUGUUUAAUAUAUUACGGUGUCUGCCACAGUUUGAUUGUGAAUAAUUUCCCCUCAGUUUUCACGUUGAAUUGUUUGAGUGGUACUUGGAAGGAACAGAACAUUGUCCUUGUCCUGUGUGUUGGUUAGAGUACAGCCUUCAUUCAGAACAGUUAUCCCUGUGCCUUAACCUUAGUCAGUUGGCCCAGCACUUACAUUUUCACUACUGUUCAUUGAUGUUACCUGCAUGGAUGUGGUUCUGAUUCGGAAGCCUUCAUUCUCAGUAGACAACGUAAUGUCCCUCUCCGAUUUUAUUUAUGGGUUGCUAUCCAUUUAAAAUAAAUUGGUUAGCAGCCAUGAAAGGAGCACAGCUGUGGUAAAGUUUAAGUAGGCUUGUGUGAUGGGAAUACAUCAUUUGCUUAAAUUUAUUUGUUUUGGGCCCUAACUGCUGGAGAGGGAAAAUCCUUAGUUCUGCACUCCCCCUUAGUUCUGCACCCCUUCUCUCUUGCUCCUCCUAUCUGCCCCCUGUAGUCUUUUCCAGUUAAUGGGCUUGUUCUGGGUAAGAGGGCAGCCAAAUGGUUGGGUAUCCAGUCUGGAGAGGAAAUCCCUGUUGUGUUCACCUGUUUCUUGGUGCCCCGUGUCAGUUUGUUCAGGCAGGAGCCACAUACCAGCAUAAUGAAGGCCACAAGUCAAAUCACAUGGUUCUUCCUCUUCUACUGUGCUAAUUUUAUAGAUAUAGAACACUGCCAUUGUUAACAUAAGUGGAAUGGUUGGCAGGCUGGUGGAAAGUGGUGUAUUACUGAGAGCUGAAUUCUAACCUUGUUCUUGGCAGCUAAUGAGACCAUGAAAUAGUUCAUCUGCUGGUUUUCGUAAGCAGUGCAGCAUGCUGCUGCUUCCAGCUAAAGACAGCCAUUAUUUCUACUUUUAUGUUUUCUGAUCCUAUUUCCCGUAGCCUCUUGUUAUUUGAACUCUGGGGUUUCUAUUUCCUGUAGCCUUGGGGAACCUGCCAAUAUGGUUUGGUAUCUUCCUUUGUAAGCUGUGUGUAAUUGUGAACUCACUGGCUUGGAUUAUCCUGAGAAACAUGAGCAUUUACCUGCAUAAGUGCCAGGAAGCUAAGGGCUCCUGCACUUCCUGGCAGCUGGUCACUGGAGUUCCCUGACCACACACAGGACUUGACAUGGAGUCCACGAGUAGAUCACCAGCUCCCUGCAAUUUCCCAGCAGGUUCAGCAACUCCAUACAGCCGUGGAGAGUAUUGUUUAUGUAAUUUUAAUUAAUUAAAAAAUAAUUUGAUAGGGUUGUUAAGUUUUAACAUUGAACAAUUUUGAAUGUUGAGGGACAUUUGUAAACUAUGCCAUUGUUUGACAGUUCAGCCUGUGGAGAUGUGGCUGGGCCUGUGAUGUCUGUUACAGCCAGACUUUUGCUGCAUGGUUGGAGAUGGCUUCACAGGCUGAGUUGCUGCUUGAAGAUCCAGGUGUGUGCAGGGGACCAGUGAGUGUGGGAGGUCUGCUACCUCUGGGAAAUUCUGGAACCAUUUGUUAAAGUGCGGGCAGAUGCAGGCCUGAUUCUGGAUGAUGUGAAUUGACUGACACAUCACAUGAAAGAUUCUGAAUCUUCUGCAUGUGCCUUCAUACAGAUUUGUUAAUGUGUAUAAAUCUUGGCUCACAAUUUAA